Opisthocomus hoazin is the source of this 1483-nucleotide messenger RNA. NCBI's taxonomy places the organism in Eukaryota, Metazoa, Chordata, Aves, Opisthocomiformes, Opisthocomidae. The record is from RefSeq and is a predicted model, not a curated record.
GAUGAUCCAAGCCAUACAAGUAUUAAGGUUUCAUCUGUUGGAAUUAGAGAAGGUACACGAAUUAUGUGACAAUUUCUGCCACCGGUAUAUUAGCUGUUUGAAAGGAAAAAUGCCUAUCGAUUUGGUCAUAGACGAUAGAGAGGGCGGAUCAAAAUCGGACAGUGAAGACAUAACAAGAUCAGCAAAUCUAACAGAUCAGCCCUCCUGGAACAGAGACCACGAUGACACAGCAUCGACGCGCUCCGGGGGAACCCCCGGACCCUCCAGCGGGGGCCACACAUCGCACAGCGGGGACAACAGCAGUGAGCAAGGUGACGGCUUGGACAACAGUGUAGCUUCCCCCAGCACAGGUGAUGAUGAUGAUCCAGAUAAGGACAAAAAGCGACAUAAAAAGCGUGGCAUCUUUCCCAAAGUAGCCACAAAUAUCAUGAGGGCAUGGCUGUUCCAGCAUCUAACACACCCUUACCCUUCAGAAGAACAGAAAAAGCAGUUGGCACAAGACACAGGGCUCACUAUACUUCAAGUGAACAAUUGGUUUAUUAAUGCUAGAAGAAGAAUAGUUCAGCCCAUGAUAGACCAGUCCAAUCGAGCAGUAAGUCAAGGAACACCCUAUAACCCCGACGGGCAGCCGAUGGGAGGUUUCGUGAUGGACGGCCAGCAGCACAUGGGCAUCCGAGCACCAGGACCUAUGAGUGGAAUGGGCAUGAAUAUGGGCAUGGAGGGGCAGUGGCACUACAUGUAACCUUCACCUAGGUAACCAAUGGCAAAGCCAGGGGGAAGGCUGCAAAGUAUGCCAGGGGAUUAUGUGUCUCGGGGUAGCCCAAUGGGUAUGAAUAUGGGACAGCCAAGCUAUACCCCGCCCCAGAUGCCCCCCCAUCCCGCUCAGCUGCGUCAUGGCCCCCCCAUGCAUACCUACAUUCCUGGACACCCUCACCACCCAGCGAUGAUGAUGCAUGGAGGACCACCCCACCCUGGAAUGCCCAUGUCAGCAUCAAGCCCCACAAUGCUUCAUACCGGUGAGCCGGCAGUGAGCGGACAAGUGAUGGACAUUCAUGCUCAGUAGCUUAAGGGAAAUACGCGUUGUCUGCAGCGACGGUAGAUUUCAAACAUUGUCUUUCUGCAAUGCCUACGGAGUUCUUGGCGUCAACUUUGGACCAAGGGACGUUACGAUUCUUCACAGGGACCCUGAAAAGCAGGAAAACACCAACCGAAGUCAACUUCUGGGGACAUGCUAAAUACCUAUAUAAGACAUUAAGAGAACAAAGAGUGAAAUAUUGUAAAAUGCUAUUAUACUGUUAUCCAUAUUACGUUGUUUCUUAUAGAUUUUUUAAAAAAAAUGUGAAAUUUUUCCACACUAUGUGUGUUGUUUCCAUAGCUCUUCACUUCCUCCAGAAGCCUCCUUACAUUAAAAAAAGAAGCCUUACACUUAUCCUGCAAAUGACAGAAAGGGCUUAUUUGCAGGAUUUUUAGAGCAUUAAAAUAA